AUGUACACGAAUUGUCGGAUGGAGACUACGACUACAGAGGAGGAGCCCACGACAACUAUGGCGACGACGACGAUGGGCGAGGAUUUUUUUGCCAUGGAGGAAUGGUAUUCGAGAAAAACAAGGUCAAAGCUUGGACCGUUGACAAGUCAUAACCUCACCGACAUGUGCUUAUGCUUCACCUGCCAAAUUUCUGACGUCUUCAACUACGCUAACUCUACUGGCAAAGUGAAGCCUUGGUACUACGACAUCGCCACAGAAGACUGCUCCUGCAAAGCGCACGCCGUGUCUUGUAAUCUCUAUACCGUGGAUUCUUGUGACUCGUUUGCUAUCCAAUACAUAGCUAGCGAUGACCAGUUGUAUACCCUGGCUGAAACUAAUGGGACUUUGGUGGAGGGAGAGAUUCAGUGUCUGAGAAAUGGGAAAUUUGGAGCUGGUGGGAGAAGUAUCAAGGAACUAUUCUGCACGCAUUCUGGUUGUAAGAAGAUGGAAACGGCAACUUCGAUUGUUGAGUAA
Messenger RNA from Caenorhabditis remanei, 513 nucleotides. RefSeq lists its product as uncharacterized. The transcript has 5 exons. The record is from RefSeq and is a predicted model, not a curated record. Bases 1 to 513 code for a protein of 170 amino acids. Lineage: Eukaryota; Metazoa; Nematoda; Chromadorea; Rhabditida; Rhabditidae.